Melospiza melodia melodia is the source of this 969-nucleotide messenger RNA. RefSeq names its product chymotrypsin-C-like. Gene Ontology annotation, biological process: proteolysis. Gene Ontology annotation, molecular function: serine-type endopeptidase activity. Bases 1 to 915 code for a protein of 304 amino acids. The transcript has 7 exons. NCBI's taxonomy places the organism in Eukaryota, Metazoa, Chordata, Aves, Passeriformes, Passerellidae. The record is from RefSeq and is a predicted model, not a curated record.
AUGCUGGGAGCCGUCUGUCUCGUCGUGCUGCUGGGCUACGGUCCCUUUGCCGGGUGUCCCACAGCCUACGGAUGCGGUCAGCCGGCCGUGCCACCACAGCUGAGCUCCCGCGUGGUGGGUGGUGAAGAUGCUGUAGCCCACAGCUGGCCAUGGCAGAUCUCGCUGCAGUACAGUCGCUCUGGAUCCUGGAACCACUAUUGCGGCGGGACCCUCAUUGCCCCCCAGUGGGUGCUGACAGCUGCCCACUGCAUCAGGUGCGUAUUGGGGUGCUGGGGGCAUCUGUGCCAUGCAGGUAAGAUAUCUGUGGGGACUGACACUCCCUCUCUCCCUGGCAGCUCUUCCCUGACCUACCGGGUGGCGCUGGGCAGGCAGGACGUGUCAGAGGCUGACGAACCUGGUUCUGUGGCCGUGGCUGUGGAGAAGAUCAUCGUCCAUGAGGACUGGGAUGACUACUACAUUCGCAACGACAUUGCCCUGGUCAAGCUGGCAGAGGAGGUGCAGGAGACUGACACCGUCCGUGUCGCCUGCCUGCCGGCUGCUGACAAGAUCCUGCCCAACGACUACCCCUGCUAUGUCACUGGCUGGGGAAGCAUGAGGACCAACGGGCCCCUGGCCACCAUCCUGCAGCAGGCUCUGCUGCCCGUGGUGGACUAUGAGACCUGCUCCCAGUGGGACUGGUGGGGCAGCACUGUGAAGAAGACCAUGGUGUGCGCCGGCGGCGAUGGCACCACCUCUGGAUGCAAUGGUGAUUCUGGGGGCCCCCUGAACUGCCAGCGCGACGAUGGGAUCUGGGAGGUCGAGGGCAUCGUCAGCUUCGGCUCCGCUCGGGGCUGCAACACGAAAAGGAAGCCAACAGUCUUCACCCGGGUGUCCGCCUACAUCGACUGGAUCAACGAGAAAAUGAGCGCAAACUGAGGACGCGGCACUGUGGAGAUACCACUGUUGAUCAAAAUAAAAGCAAAAUAUGCU